Molecule: messenger RNA, 5044 nt
Organism: Penaeus chinensis
Lineage: Eukaryota; Metazoa; Arthropoda; Malacostraca; Decapoda; Penaeidae
Gene: Mondo
Product: carbohydrate-responsive element-binding protein-like
Biological process (GO): regulation of transcription by RNA polymerase II
Cellular component (GO): nucleus
Molecular function (GO): protein dimerization activity; DNA-binding transcription factor activity, RNA polymerase II-specific; RNA polymerase II cis-regulatory region sequence-specific DNA binding
Source: RefSeq, a predicted model, not a curated record
CACACGAAAUAAACCCAUAGCAAGACCCGAAAACAAACCCCUAAGACCGCCUGGACGUGGUGUUCCUCGCAGCCUCCGACGUAGCGCAACCCGCUAGCUCCCAGCGCCGCCACCCGCCGAGGGGGAGGUUGGCAACAGUGUGCCGUCGCCAUCGGCCUCAGUCGGAACAGGUAAUCUGUGGCAAUCGGAUCGGCAGUGUUCAAAGCCCGAAUAAAAGUGAUGAGGCCGAAGAGUGAUCUCAAGAUAAACCUCAAGUUAGGGUAAUAUGACGGCCGAUACGUCAGCGAGCGCGAGUACAAGUGUGAGUAUGGGGCGGAAAGGCGAGAAAGAAGUGAUUCACUCGGGGCACUUCAUGGUCUCGGAUUUCGAGGCCGAUGCCCAAGAUGACGAAGAGAACGUCCUCCUGGAGAUCCCUGGCGACGGAGGCCUCGCCAGCAGCGGCUUCACCCUGGCAGGACCCGGGGUCGUGGCCCAGGACCUGGGAGUCAUCACCUACCAUGCCACAGGAAUGGACAGGGCGAGCAGGGUGGAAACGGUGAGCAUCGACAGCUCCCUCACCAAGCUCUUCAAGACGAUGUCCAUUGCUUACAGCCACAAGAUCUCGUCGCCAAAAUGGAACAGAUUUAAGGGUCUGAAGCUGUCUUGGAAGGACAAGAUUCGCCUCAACAACGUCAUCUGGCGGUGCUGGCAUAUGCAGUGCUAUUGUGUUGGAAGGGAAGUACUGGAAGCGGCAGUUGGAUGCAGUCACGGCCGAAUACAAGAAGUGGCGGAUAUACUACAAAAAUAAGAUCAGUGGCAAAAACCUUCUCGACAGCGAUGCGUCUCGUACCAAGACGAUGGAAAAGUCUAAAUCUUUAGAUGAAAAAAAGUUAAAGUCCAUUUUUGACCUGGAUGGCAUGGACUUCUCAAGAGGGUCCGGGAUGCAAGUGUCGCUGGACGACGGAGACCUCUCGGAAUUCAUGGACUUUACCAGUGUCCUCUUCUCCUCCCUUAUUAGUCCAUCGCAAGCCUUUGCCUUCCCUAAUCCUAGGGAGAUUGCGAGGGGUACGGGUAACUCGGACUUCAUUCAGCCUGGCCUGAUCCAGCUCCAGCCAAACCUCGAUGACUUCAUGGAUAUUGUCGAACCACUUCAAGACCCGUCAGGUAUCGUGGGAAAGCUCAGUCCAGAAAAAGAGAUGCUGGCUGGCCGUGGCCUCGCGACCGUGCCGGAAGAGGACUUUCUUCCCGAGGUGGGCGAGACGCCGGAGCUGCCCAACGCCUCGCCGCCGCCCGUCUCGCUGCCCCUCCAUUACAACACCGAGGCCCACACCAACACCUUCCUGGAGUCCUCGUCCCCCACCCACGCCCACUCCCCGUCGCACAAGGCCAUCGCGCCCCUUCCUCAGCAGCACCCCUCCAGCGUUUUCACCGCUGGGCAGAUACCACUGCAACAGCAGCACCAGCACCAGCAGCACCAGCAGACAUCCAUCAAGUCACCGCAGCAGCACCAGCAGCAGCAGAAAGAGUCGCAGCUGGUCCCUCUCCCCACCCAGUCGCCCCCCGCGUCUUUCCAAGCCUCCCUAGGAAUCGCCUCUGUGCCUGCUCAAGCCCAGCACCUCCAGCCCCAGCAGCAGUCCCCGAAUUCCUCGCUACAGCUCCAGCAGCCCCCCACCCCGCCCCAGCAACAGUUGCAGCAGAUUCAGCAGCCCCUGACGCCGCCCCAGCAACAACUGCAGCAGCCGCUCUCCCCGCAGCUGCAGAGUCAGCAGUGCCCCCGCUCUUUCAUUCGUAGUCAUAGUCAGCAUGACCUCAGCACGCCGCCGCAGCCGAUCUCCCUCGGCGACAGCUCCUUUGUCGUGCCAAGCGCCGUACCUCGACGACGUUCCCAUAGUUCAGGAGGGAGUAACAGCAGCAGUGGCCUCGUAGGAUCGCCUUCUCUGGCACCCCAUCAGGUGAUCAGUUCUGUGCCAGUGACAAGUUUGCCGCACCUGCUUCCAGCUCUGAACUCGAUGACAGCCACAUCCUUGUCGCAUGUGGCCCCUACUGCUCCCCCCACAGCCUCGGUUCAAGCAUCAGGCACAUCUCUCGUGACUGCACCAGUGAUCGCUCCAACCAGUUCACCAGCGGGAUCAGCUUUACUUGCUCAACUUCUUACAUCAGGGUCUUAUUCAGUCAGUUGCAAUAGCCAGCCAACCAACACAAAUCAGUUGGCAACCAUCGGCAGCACCAACCAGCUAAACAACCUGGGAAACAACAAGAGCUGCAACAAUGUCAAAGUUUCCUUGGUCAUACCUGGAGUUAUUACUGGAAACGCGGGCAACAGCAGCUGCAGCAGUAGCAGCAGCAGUAGUUCUAGCCUCUGCAGCAUCAACAGCGUCACCAACAUCAAGCCCAGUGUGUCAACACCCCUACUCAUGCCACCAAUCACACUCUCUGCUGUAACCCCCUCCACUCUCAAGACACAGAGCUUCAGCCAGUUAUCACCAUGGAGUCCAUGCUCACCGCAGGGUAUAAUAAAGCAGUCUCCACCUCAUCCAGAACCUUCUUCACCCUUGAUGAUGAAUGUCCCUUCACCACCUACAAAAGCUUUCAGACCCAAGAGUGAUGUGGAACGCGUGCAAUACAAAGAACACAGGCGAGUCUGCCAUAUCAAUGCAGAACAGAAACGUCGGUCAAACUUGAAAAACAAUUUUGACAUAAUGCAUCAACUUAUUCCUUCCAUCAGUCAAAAUCAUAAUGCAAAGAUAAGUAAAGCAGCCAUGCUACAAAAAGGAGCCGAGUACAUCCAGCAGUUGAAAGCUGAAAGGCAACAACUGAGUGACCAAGCAGAAAAGUUCCGUGCUCAGAUUGAAAGCCUGAGUCUUGAGAUAAGCAAUGCACAAUCCUUACUGCCUGCCACUGGUGCCCCUAUGACACAUGCCCGUCAUAGCAAGCUCAAGGAAAUGUUCAAUAACUAUGUUCGGGAACGUACACUAGCAAACUGGAAAUUCUGGAUUUUUUCCCUUAUAACGGAGCCACUGUUAGAAUCCUACAAUAACAGCGUAAGCAUCAACUCUUUGGAUGACUUGUGCCGUUCUUCUUUAGCUUGGCUGGAUCAGCAGUGUUCCCUCAAUGUCCUACGUCCCUUGGUUUCAAACUCAAUGCGAAAGCUGAGCACAACCACAAAUGUAUUGGCCGAGCCCGAAAACUUGCCGGAGGAGAUCUACCGCCGCGUCACAAAGCAGGAAGGAGAGAGGUACCCCACGUCCCGGUGAUCAAAGGCUACAAAUCCUUCCCACCUACCAAGAGCCAGGAGAAGAAAAGACAUUGCCUGCUUAUCUCAGCAGGAAGGAAAGCAGUGCACACAUUGGGAGAGUUGAUGUUCUGAACCUCUUUUGCUUCAUAACAUUGAUAUGACAGGUGCCAGUGUGAAGCUGCUUGUGAUUUUUAUAAAUUUUCUUCUUUUCCUCCUCCUCCUCCUCUUUUCUUUUCAUGGCAGCAAUACCAACACCACUGAAGGAAGGGAAACCAAGUCUUAAUGUGUAUGAUCAAGUUAUUUCCAGUUUUGAGAUAGGGUUCUGAAAUUUGUAAAUUUUGAGAUAAUCUUCCCAAAUUACAGAGUUACUGAGAUUGUUUUUUUAUUGAUUACAUUAUAUAUGUAUGUAUAUGUAUAUAUAUAUAUAUAUAUAUAUAUAUAUAUAUAUAUAUAUAUAUAUAUAUACUUUCAAAUUGAGCUUGCAGGAAAGUUAGAUAGAAAGUUAGAUUAAAAUUCUUUGGUGAUCUUGUGCUUCAUUUUUCUUUUCUCACUUUUUUUUCUCUAUAAUGAUCUUUUCUUUUAUUGGUUUUCCUUCCAAAGUUAUAAGCUCAGUCUGUUGAGCAACAUUAAAAAAGAAAUGAAUGUGUAAAUGCUGUUCAUCUAGCCAGUAUCAUUUGAUGAACACAUAUUAGUCCUAAAAGACAAGUAAUAUUUGUAACAAGAACGAUCCCUGCUGACAGCCUGCAGCUGUGGAGCUCAGCUUUGUACAAUCCUUACAAAUGUGCCAUAAUGUGAAUUACAAUGUACAGUGUGAAGUUGUGUGUGAGUCUUCAAUGAGGAGUGUGAUCUUGCUGUGAAAAGGCCAGUGAGGAGUGCCUUAACACAUAGAAGGAGAGUGAGUUUGAGCUUUCAGAAGGUUGGGAAUUCUCUCUUUCUUAUGCUGAUAGAUCAAGUAGUAAGAAAGAAAGUUUAACCCCUUUUUUUAUUUUUUGGAUGCAGCAGUUUGUAAAGUUAUUGUGGGAUGUGGAUGUUCAUGCAGUUGGGAGGGCAUGCAGGUUAAAUUUUCUUAACACCUCUUUGUAAAUGACAGACAGCGAUGUUCUCUGUCCUUCCUCUCUCACAUUUUAAGUAUCAGCAAGAAAUAAGGAGGAAGAAAGUAUUUAUUUCAUGUUAGGUGUAAUUUGUGUUGUAGGUAGUUAUCAGCACAAAAUAUGAUACUUAGUGAAAUCUUUCAAGAGUCAUUUUGAGAUAACUUUUCCAUCCACUGCUCCUUCCUUCAGUCAGUAAAAAAAGGAAAAUACACUAGUAGGAUUCUUUCAGUGGCCUCAUAUUUAUUGAUUAUUCAACUCUCUUACUGUGGCAGUCGACUGUCCAAGAUUAAGAGUUGACUUUGGAAUAAAGAAAUAGUUAAACGUCAAGAAUCAAACACCUUUAUUGUAGGCCAUUAAGACUUAUUUAUUGACUCUUGCAUAUGACACUUUAACUUUUACUUUUUUCCCCACAAUGCCAUAAGGAGAGAAACGCUCUAAUGUCAGAAAGUAUCCAAAGUAAUUUUGUUCUUCGUUGUCAUAAUCUUUUUCUCUUGCCCUUUUUUUCUUUCUCUUCUCUACAUAUUUUGAAAUCAUUACCAUGUCAUUCAGAAGCAAAAAAGUGUUUAAUCACAAAAGUGACGAUAAUCAUUUUGUUAUCACAAGUGCGUUGUUAUCACUGUGAGUCUAAUUCCUGGCUUCCUGUUGGAAUCAGGUUUUUCAUAUGGGAAAAAUGAAAAUAAAAAGAAAACAGUGAAAAGAACUUCAAUGCAAGUAAGAACCAUAUUAAAGUUGGAAGUAU